Schistosoma turkestanicum is the source of this 381-nucleotide messenger RNA. Lineage: Eukaryota; Metazoa; Platyhelminthes; Trematoda; Strigeidida; Schistosomatidae. The record is from the annotation of a GenBank genome assembly.
AUGGAUGAUGUAUUUGAUAAUGAAAUAUCUGAUGUUCAUUCAGAAUUAAAAGUCGGAUCAAGAGACUGGGAACGUCGUGCUGGAGAAGUUUAUAGUGCAGGUAUACGGGAAGGAUGUUUCGCUAAAAAUGACACUAUUUUACAAAAACAAUUUGAUAUCGGUAUCGAACAAGGAUUCGCAUCGACGUUUGAACUAGCAGUUUUAAGAGGACGCUUAUCAGUAAGGUUAUACUAUUCAACGGGUGAAGAAAAAUCGAAAAUUAAAAAUCUUGUUAAGUCAAUUGACGAAAAAGAAAAACAGCUUAUGUCACUUGGUUCUGUAGACAAAGAUAUCACUUACCAACAGCUUGUACGUGAGGCUGAAAUUCUUCUAAAAUCCUAG